AUAAUCAUCCUUCAUAGCUCAUCAUUCUUCAAUCUCUGUUUGCUCAAUCCAAUUCUUUUUCUUAUUCCACUGGGUAGGAUGAACAAGAGGCCUAUAACCGCCGUCUACAAGGCCAUUCCUGAUCUCUGUCAUCGAGAACUCGGCCAUCUACCGCCCAGAAAUUUCGCUCAUCGACUUGGCGCCUCCGAGGAUCUUGUCCUUCGACUUGAUGUGCUCAGGAAACUGCAGAAGCACAGAGGUUGUGUCAACACUGUCAGCUUCAAUACUGAUGGGGACAUUCUGGUGUCCGGUUCUGAUGAUUUUAGGGUUAUUCUCUGGGACUGGGAAACUGGCCGUAUCAAGCUCUCUUUACAUUCCGGUCACAAUAACAAUGUUUUCCAGGCCAAGAUCAUGCCUCACUCUGAGGAUCGAAGCAUUGUCACCUGUGCAGCUGAUGGACAGGUUAGACAUGCUAAAAUUCUUGAAAAUGGAGGAGUGGAAACUAAGUUUCUGGCCAAGCAUCAAGGAAGGGCUCAUAAAUUGGCUAUUGAACCCGGUAGCCCUCAUAUAUUUUAUACAUGUGGUGAAGAUGGAUUAGUACAGCAUUUUGAUCUGAGAACUGGGGUCGCAACAGAACUUUUUACAUGCCAGCCAAUCCAGGAUAGAUGGAACUAUAUGCCAGUCAUCCAUCUUAAUGCUAUUGCAAUUGAUCCAAGGAACCCAAAUCUCUUUGCCGUUGCUGGGACUGAUGAAUAUACUAGACUCUAUGAUAUUCGCAAGUAUAAAUGGGAUGGAUCUACAGAUUUUGGUCAACCAACCGACUUCUUUUGUCCUCCUCACUUGAUUGGUGAAGAGCGGGUUGGAAUAACAGGCUUGGCAUUUUCUGAACAAAGAGAGCUGCUUGUGUCAUACAAUGACGAGUUUAUUUACCUUUUUACCCAAGAUAUGGGUUUGGGACCCGACCAUGAACCUGGGUUUCCUAAAUCUAUGAACUGUGAUGCAGGUGAACUUGGAUUUAGUCAUGGAUCUGUGUGGUCUCAAUCCAACAUGGAUGGCGAUGAAAAAAUCACCCCACAAGUAUUUAAGGGACACAGGAAUUGUGACACAGUUAAGGGUGUCAACUUUUUUGGACCCAACUGUGAGUAUGUGGUGAGUGGGUCGGACUGUGGUCGUAUUUUUGUAUGGAAAAAGAAGAGUGGUCAGCUUAUUCGUGUCAUGGAAGCAGAUAAGCAUGUUGUGAAUUGCAUUGAGUCCCAUCCUCAUACAAUGGUUCUUGCAAGCAGUGGUAUUGAGCAUGACAUCAAGAUAUGGACUCCAAAGGCCCUUGAGAAAGCUACUCUGCCCAAAAUUAUUCAACAGGAAGUCAUAGUUGUGUGGGCAAUAAAUCUCUGGAUGGGAAGGCAUGAGAAAAUAUGA
Messenger RNA from Vigna umbellata (rice bean), 1395 nucleotides. Lineage: Eukaryota; Viridiplantae; Streptophyta; Magnoliopsida; Fabales; Fabaceae. The record is from RefSeq and is a predicted model, not a curated record.